Molecule: messenger RNA, 3416 nt
Organism: Harmonia axyridis
Lineage: Eukaryota; Metazoa; Arthropoda; Insecta; Coleoptera; Coccinellidae
Product: dual specificity testis-specific protein kinase 2
Exons: 5
Coding region: 568-2532 (654 amino acids)
Biological process (GO): actin cytoskeleton organization; protein phosphorylation
Cellular component (GO): cytoplasm; nucleus
Molecular function (GO): protein serine/threonine kinase activity; ATP binding
Source: RefSeq, a predicted model, not a curated record
GGUUCAUUCAAAUAUGGCAGCUGCUAUGUGAAGUUGAAUUGUUGAAUGGAGUUUACUACUGAAUAUCAUGUUAGUACGUUCAGAAGAAAUCGCUUGAGAGAAAGCUGAGCUGUCAUUGAGCUUUUUAUUUACAUACUUCAAAUUGUGUUCGAACUGCACAUACCAUAAUUCAGAAGGGAACGGUAGUUGUAAACUGAAGUCCUGCAGAGUGAUUGAAUUUUGUCAACGAAUGUUAUGUGUAUGUGAUACCCAGGAAUCCUUUUUUUAUCUGAAACAGUUUGGAAUUGUAUCAUACAACUUAGAAGGCAAGGAUGUGUAAAAACCUCUCGUCAAGUGCGCUUAGGAACUGAAAAUCGUGAAAUUGAGAACCUAAAAGUGUCAAAUCAGUGACGUAUUUUUUGUUUAUAAUUGAAUAAUGUCAUUUUUUGCUGUGAAUACCGAAUGUGGCUCAGAAAAAAAUUCGAAGCAUGUGCGUCAGUAGAACUUGCAUAGUUCGCCGUGUAAGUUAUACGAAAAUAUGUACGAAUUUGGUUAACGAUACGUAAUUUUUUUUAUUGAGCAAUAACGAUGCACCCAUCCAAUAAAGAUGACACAAGUUCCAAAAUUUCGUGCAUAUAUGACACACCCUGUGAUCCCAAAGAUAGUGACUAUGAGAAACUUUUUUGUCCCAAUAAUGAGCUGUCAGAGCCCCCAAGAAAUAGAUGUGAUAGGCUCAAGACUGGUUCCUCCUGUCAGGCCUUAAAACAUGCCGUCUCAGCCCUGCACCGCUUAGACGAUUUCCACAAGGAGAAAAUUGGUUCUGGCUUCUUUUCGGAGGUCUUCAAGGUCACGCACAAGGUCAACGGCGCCGUGAUGGUGCUCAAGAUGAACCAGCUGCGCUCCAACAGGCGCAACAUGCUCAAGGAGGUGCAGCUCAUGAACAGACUCUCGCACCCGAACAUACUCAGCCUGAGGGGGGUGUGCGUGCACGAGGGUCAGUUGCACGCCCUCACCGAAUACAUCAACGGCGGCUCCCUCGACCAGCUGGUGCAGAACAUGGACGUCGAUCUGCCGAUGGCCACCAGGAUAUCGCUGGCCUACGACAUCUCCUGCGGCAUGGAGUACCUCCACGCCAACGGGGUAUUCCACAGGGACCUCACGAGCAGGAACGUCCUGGUGAAGCACCUAGACGGCGGCAAGAUGCAGGCGGUGGUCGGCGACUUCGGCCUGGCCGCCCCCAUCCCACCUGCCGACUCCAAGACCAAGCUGGGAACCGUGGGCUCGCCCUACUGGAUGUCCCCGGAGUGCAUCAAGGGCAAAUUCUACAACCAACUGAGCGACGUCUUCAGCUACGGCAUCGUCCUCUGCGAGAUGAUCGCCAGGGUGGACUCUGACCCGGACAUGCUGCCCCGCACCAACAACUUCGGCCUCGACUACCUCGCCUUCACCGAGCUGUGCGACCUGCGCAUCAUUGUACCUGACUUUCUGAAACUGGCCUUCAGAUGCUGUGCAGUUGAACCAGACCAACGUCCCACGUUCACCGAGAUCAGAAGGUGCCUGAAAGAAGUAAUGACUGAAUUGGACGCGUUCGGAGUCCGAAAAGAAGCGGACAAGGGGGGAUACGUGGCCAAGAGUGAAGAGCAGCUGCCCGGCCUUCUGUCGGUGCAAUCUUCUGCGCCCCAACACAGAAAACUAAUACACAGGAGGUCUCUUUCCGAGGACGUCUCUGUCCUGACCCUGUCCAUGUUCGGCUCUCCAAGCGACAAGGCCCGAAGACACGCCAUCCACAUGUGCCAACAGGACCCACACUACAAACCCCGCACUACCAACCCGUUCGCCUCCCUGGCGCAAUUCAGGGGCGUCAAAAAGUUCCUGGGUAACUUCUCCUCCUGCUGCGAGCUGCCCUCCUACGUUCCCGCCGCGAACGACACGCCCAAAUCGCUGCCCGGUUCCCCCACCGCGGCCAGGAAGCACGCCAGCACUCGUUCCCCCCUCUACGUCCAUCCGCUGUUCAGGGCGGGGUCAAGCACCAACCUGUCCGACUCCGGCACGUUGGAACCUGUACCGUGCAUGCGUCGACGCGGCUCGUGUGAGUCGGGUUUCUACUCUAGCGUGGGAGAGUGCCUUUCGCCCAAUUCCUUCUGGGACAGCGGGACGGCUGUUAGUUCUUUAAGGUCUUUGGACGAGCUGGAGCCUGCAGAACUCCACGCCCUCUGUAAACGCGCGUCCUCUAUCUACACAGACAGCAGCGAGGAUAUAUCCAGCCUCACAGGUUCCGAAUGGACCACGCAGGAUCUUCAGCCCAACAUUUCGGUUAUAGUGGAUUAUUUCGAGAGGAAGGGCGCCACCUUGCGGCAUCCCGGCGGGGUCAGAGGUGGCCUACAGUUGAGCUCUAGGAUAGCCGCCUUGCGUAGAUCCCUAGAGAGACACGGUAACGUCAGCGUUUCCGUUUCCGGGACCAAUCACCACGUCCCGCAGCGUCCAAAGUGUUCCAGACUGGUGAUCUGCGAAGGUGCUGUCAAAUCCAAGUUGCCUCUUUUCGAUAAGAAGUAGGCUCAGGUGUCUUCCCUUCAAUCUUCCUGUUGUCGUUCUUUGUGGUUUCUUCUAGUCAAAAUGUCUAUAACGAGCUGGCCUAUCUACUCGAAAAGUUGUGAAAGACUAAGAUUGCCUAAAGUCCGGUGGCUGAUUACCGGACACUUAUCGAAGAACCACUGAAAAUCAUUUUAACAAGUGCUGGAACCCCACCCCGGACAAUCCUUUAGAGUAGUAUCCUGAAGAUUCACUUGCUUAGAUCGAAGUUUAUAGUUGAAUGAUUUUAUUUUACUUCAGACAUUGGAUACUGGGGAUUGUGUCCCGGUUGGGGUACUUGAGUUCGAGGUAGCUAAUCCAAACUGUCCAGUAUUAGGUAAUGAAUAAAAUGUAAAUAACGUUUAAGACUGAAUUUUCACAUCUUAUAUUAGAGAUCAAGUUUGAGAGAUGUAAAAAAUUGUAUUUUUCUCGGUAUUUAUGACGCUAUAUUUUCAUAAAUUCGAAAAUCUUCGAUUGUACAGCCUGUAUCAGGCCUAUACAGGGAUCGUGGUAGGAUUGUUAAAAUGAUUUUCACAUUUUUUUCUUCAUGUUCCUUGUAGAGAAUUUAUAGAGGCGAUAACCAAAAACGAUCAAUAUUUUGUUUACGAAAUCGUCUUUCGUUAUCGCCGUUGAACAGAACGUUUUUUAAUUGGUGAUGAAAAAUUGAUUAAUUUUAAUACAUACGAAGCAUACUUUUGUUGCUAUGAAGAAGUGGUUAUAUAAUUAUUUAGAUGAAGCUGACCGUCCAAGUGUUUGAUAUAUUGGUGAAAAUUUGUUGAGUUGGCAAAACGGUCUGUUUGUUGUAUCUUCCAAUGUCUUGUCAAUAAAACUGUAUACUAAUAUUUAGCGAAUAUAAAUAAUUUUUCAUU